This is a messenger RNA of Cavia porcellus (domestic guinea pig), 6425 nucleotides long. RefSeq names its product kelch like family member 32 (gene Klhl32). Gene Ontology annotation, molecular function: protein binding. Bases 405 to 2384 code for a protein of 659 amino acids. The record is from RefSeq and is a predicted model, not a curated record. The transcript is spliced from 12 exons. NCBI's taxonomy places the organism in Eukaryota, Metazoa, Chordata, Mammalia, Rodentia, Caviidae.
UGACGCUGCGGCCGGGCUGGGAGCCGGCCGGGCCAGCUGCGGGGCUGCGCUCUGGUGCUUUUUCUUUACUAGAGGACGCUCCUUCCCUGCGAGGGAGGCGGGGGCGCGCAGCGGCGCGCGCACUCUGCAUAUACACGCACAGACACACGCGCACACACACACGCACGCACACACACAUCCCGACAAGAACGCUAGCACGCGGGUCUCCGCUACCGCAGCCCAACCGGCCGAGCGAAGCUGCUGCAUUUAUCUUAACCCGGUCUUCGUGGGGCGAAGCAGAGUCAUUGUGCAUCGGGGAGAGCCCGGUGCUGCGCUGCUGCAGACUGCUCACCCCAUCGGCUGGCAUGUUUGCUGAUCCCUCUGUAAACUUCUGAGACCCAGUGCCUGAAGACCCCAGCUGGAGAAUGCCAUCUGAACGUUGCCUCAGUAUUCAAGAAAUGCUGACAGGGCAGAGGCUCUGCCACUCCGAAUCUCACAAUGACAGUGUCCUGGCAGCGCUGAAUCAGCAGAGGAGUGACGGCAUCCUCUGUGAUGUCACCCUGAUUGCUGAGGAACAGAAAUUCCAUGCUCACAAGGCAGUCCUAGCAGCGUGCAGCGACUAUUUCCGGGCAAUGUUCAGCCUUUGUAUGGUGGAAAGCGGAGCUGAUGAAGUGAAUUUACAUGGUGUGACCAGUCUUGGUUUAAAGCAGGCUCUGGAAUUUGCCUACACAGGACAGAUUUUGUUGGAGCCAGGUGUGAUCCAGGAUGUGUUAGCAGCUGGCAGUCACCUACAGCUGUUGGAGCUCCUCAAUUUAUGUUCCCACUAUCUCAUCCAGGAAUUAAACAGCUUUAAUUACUUGGACCUGUACAGACUUGCUGACCUCUUUAACCUCACUUUGUUGGAGAAGGCGGUGGUGGAUUUCUUAGUGAAACAUCUCUCUGAACUCCUGAAAAGCCGCCCUGAAGAUGUGCUGACGCUUCCUUACUGUCUGCUGCAGGAGGUCCUGAAGAGUGACCGGCUCACCUCGCUGAGUGAGGCGCAGAUCUGGCAGCUAGCUGUGAGGUGGCUGGAACAUAACUGCCAUUACCAGUACAUGGAUGAGCUCCUGCAGUGCAUCCGCUUUGGCCUCAUGGAUGUGGAUACUCUCCAUACAGUCGCCCUGUCGCACCCGCUGGUCCAGGCAAGUGAGACUGCAACAGCCCUUGUCAACGAGGCCCUGGAAUACCACCAGAGCAUCUAUGCACAGCCCGUGUGGCAGACCUGCAGGACCAAACCACGCUUCCAGUCGGACACUCUCUAUAUUAUUGGUGGGAAAAAACGUGAGGUCUGUAAAGUCAAGGAACUUCGAUACUUUAAUCCCGUUGACCAGGAGAAUGCCCUCAUAGCCGCCGUUGCCAACUGGAGUGAGCUGGCUCCCAUGCCAGUGGGAAGGAGCCACCACUGUGUGGCUGUCAUGGGGGACUUUCUGUUCGUGGCAGGAGGAGAAGUGGAGCAUGCCAGUGGCAGAACCUGUGCUGUGAGAACUGCCUGUCGCUAUGACCCCCGGAGUAAUUCCUGGGCAGAGAUAGAACCCAUGAAAAACUGCCGGGAGCACUUCGUCCUGGGUGCCAUGGAUGAAUACCUCUAUGCAGUCGGGGGCAGAAAUGAGCUGCGGCAGGUUCUGCCAACAGUUGAGCGGUACUGCCCCAAGAAGAACAAAUGGACUUUCGUGCAGUCCUUUGACCGGUCCCUUUCGUGUCAUGCUGGAUAUGUGGCUGAUGGUCUUCUGUGGAUAUCAGGUGGAGUAACUAACACAGCACAGUAUCAAAACAGAUUAAUGGUGUAUGAACCUAACCAGAAUAAGUGGAUAAGCCGUAGCCCCAUGCUGCAGAGAAGGGUCUAUCAUUCCAUGGCUGCUGUCCAAAGGAAGCUUUAUGUCCUUGGAGGCAAUGACCUUGACUACAAUAAUGACCGGAUCCUUGUACGUCAAAUAGAUUCUUACAAUAUUGACACUGACCAGUGGACACGUUGUAAUUUCAAUCUGCUAACUGGCCAGAAUGAAUCUGGAGUUGCUGUCCAUAAUGGGAGAAUAUAUUUAGUUGGUGGAUAUUCAAUUUGGACAAAUGAGCCUCUGGCUUGUAUCCAGGUAACCUAUCCUCAAGAGAAGAGGGGUACAAGUGUGUAUGUUAAAUCACUGAGGAUAUUCACAGGUAUUAGAUGUCAGCAGGGAAGGCAAAGAAGAAGUCUUCUAUGGACCUACACUUCCUUUUGCUUCCAAUGGAAUAGCAGCAUGCUUCCUUCCAGCCCCAUAUUUCACAUGCCCGAACCUUCAAACUCUUCAAGUGCCUCAUCACAGGAUCGGCACCAUCUGAAAAGCAACUGCUCUGUUAAUACCCUUAUGAACAGGGGAAAAGCAAAGGCCUGACUUUCGGAUUCUGGGGAUGAAAAGCCUGAGUGCUUAAUGCAUCCUUAUCUUGCUUUAUAUAUCUUAUAUUCAGAUAAAUAUUAGCAAAAAAUGAACAAUUUUCUAAAAUAUAUUAUUGAGAACCCACAUCACCCUUCUCAGUGUCUGUCAGCAUACGAUAUGUAUGACUUGUACUGUGGUAUAGCUUAGUGCCAACUUAAUGGUACAUUAUUGUUUCACAAGUGUUUGAAGCAUUCUUUGUACACACUUUCUAACCAGCGCUAUUUAGGACAACCUGACACUGUUCUUAAGAUAAAUUAUUUCACCCAAUGGCAUCAAUGAUCUUAAAAUCUUGUAUGUACCCUUCCUACUUAAACAUGGGCUUAUAAUUUUUCUUUUAAAAAUUUAACGUUAUGCAGUCUAGCUCAGUAGAUUCAGCAUUAUGACAUCAUAAAUUUUUAAGUGCCACAUUUUAUUCAAGGUGACAGAAAUAACAGAAGUACACCAGAACAGCAGUUGGAAUACCCAUAUUUUUGCCUUGAUUAUUCUGACCUUGAGCCAGAACUUUAACUUCAUAGUGCUUCAGUUUUUUCACCUUUUCAGGAGGAUAAUUAUUGAUUUCCAUACUAAUUCAAAAGACCAUCAUAAGGAUUAGUGUGCUGACUGCCUAAUUUUUAAAAAAGCCACUAGAUUAUGAGGUAUUUUACUGUUUCAAGAACCCUAUUACUGAAGUAGAAGAUUACUUUUAAGUUUAGAAAUUACUAGUUUAGAAAACAUGCUAUGGUAUUCCGAAAAGCAUGUGAAAAAGUCAUGCCUUUUCUAAGCAGGAAAAGGACGUUUGCCAACAUCACAGACACCUGAACUACAGCUUAUUUUAAAUCAUUUAGUGAAAAAUGAAAUUUUAAAACUUUAAAAUGUUGUACUAAUUAUGGUAACAUAAAGUGCUUAGACAUAAAUUUGAACCUAGAAUUGGCAGUUCUAAUAAGUUUCCCACUUCAUUAAAGGUUAUGUCAAAUCUUGAGUAUUUGUGGGAUUCUUCACCACCAGCAAUAUAUAUUAGUUACUUUUAAUAACAUAUAAAAAUAUUUUUAGGCUAGGUUUUUGGGUUUGCUUCAUCCAAAACACUAAAAACAACUUCUUAAUUACAUUUGAACAUACAUUUGUUAAGUGUAACAUAGGUUUCUUUUCUCCAGGCUCACCAGGAGUUAUCUUUUUUUUUUUUUUUUUUUUUUUGGUCUUUUUCCUUUUUAUUGGUACCAGGGAUCGAACUCACGACUACCUGCUUGCAAGGCAGGCGCUUAUGCCGCUGAGCUAAAUCCUCAGCCCUGGUUAUCUUUAUUAAAAGGAAAUUUAGUUUGACUUUUUUUUCUAUCAGCAGUUUAAUCCUUCAGGAACCUCACCCUAAUAGGAAACUGUCAUUUUACGCAAUGUAACCAUUUUUAGUGUGGUUAGUGAAUGAAAUGAAUAGUGAAUGAAAUUAAAUAUUUUUAAGUACAAAAUUUACUAACUUUUAAAUUUACUUUUUCAGAUUAAAGAAGAGGAGGGGUGAGCUGGGAAUAUAGUUCAGUGUCAUAAACACCUGCUUGGCAAGCAACAGUUCCUGAGUUUGAUUCCCAGUACCAAAACAAAAUGAAAACAAAAACAAAAAAAUUAAGUUCACAAAAAUGAAGAGGAGAGGGUACUAAAGAUAAGGAAAGGUAGAUUUUAAAAGGAACAAAAUGUAGACAAAAACCUUUAAGAGCUAAACAGUGAAAAAUGGUAACUGAUAUUCAGAAUGAUACCUGCUUCUCUAAAAGGUAGAUAAGUCACCUGAAUUUUAAAAUAUCUUAAAAUGAACAAGAAAAUGAACACAAGCUUAUUUCUUGCCAUUUUAUCUUAUAAAACCAUUAAAAUCUAUUUGUACUCACCCUACAUUCAAUGAGUGAAAGCAAAAUGGUCUAAAAAUAAGCCUGCGUGAUUGUUAAUGGAAAGAUAGCCUGAGACUACCCUUGAUUAUUUCUGUGUAGACUUCUGACUAUUCAUAUAAAACAGAUCAGCAUAAUUAUCCACCACCCUUACUAAUCUUGAUAAUGUAUUAUUCAUUUAUGUUAUAGAAUUGAGCUCAUAGUUUUAGGAAGUUUUGCAUAGAAUUCAAACACAUCCUUUAUAGCUAUGGCAAAAGAGCAGCAUCAUAAGUAUGAUGUUCCUUUCCUAAAACGAACAAAACUCAGAUGACAGAAUUAGAACGUUUUCCUCAAAAUUAUUAAAGAAAAAAAACUCACAGACUACAACUGGUCAUGAGUCAAAUUUCAUUAAAACUAUUCAAGUAGUGCAUGUUUUCUAUUUAAGUGAAAUACACAUUUUAAUUUCUAUAGAAAACCUUAUGAUUCCAACAAUUCUUACGAUUUAAUUUAGCACUUCAAGAUCUUUUUAAAAAGAAGAAAAAACGUAGUUCCAUGUGGACCUCAGUAUUCUUGCUAUAGGAGGGAAGAAAAUCUGUUAACACAUUACUCUAAACUAAUAUAUUAUAAAAUGCAACAAAAUUCCUUACAUAUUUUUUUAAAAUGCUAUUUCGAUUAUGAUUACGGUAUUUUUUGUGCUUUUUUUCUUCAUGUUUUCCUCAUAUGUCAAGUGAAUAUAUAUUCAUUUCAGUCUCAGCAACAGCUGAGACAUUCUAUUGUUUACUACAAAGUAUAAAAGCAUCACAUUAUGGGGUGGUGUUUUGGGGGAGCUGUUUCAUUGGUUGUUUUGUUUUUCACUAAUAAAUCUUUUAUAAAAAGGAAGUUGAGUAACUAUGAGCAAGAUGUUACGUUUUUCUUUGUAUGCAUAUACGUAAGUAUAUAUAUACAAAUAUGUUUAGUUUUUAUUCUAUAUACAAAUAACUUUAUAAACACUACAUAUAAAAUAAGAAUGCCCAGAAUACCUCUCUAGAAGCACAAUUCACAGAUGCAAUAAAUUGGGUAUAAUUUUAAGUACAUCUGAAGUUCUAAUAUGCAGAAACAAGCCAAUUACAAUCAUUUGGCAAUGCUUUUGGUAAACUUGCCAUACAGGUUACCAUAAUGUAAAAAUGCGACUUUCAUAUCUAACUAUGUGAAAGGAUAUGUUGCUUUGGUAGCGCCCCAAGUUUUAACCAAAUAAAGCAUGUUAUACUGGCAUACUGUACUGUCAUGUGACAAGGCAGUAUUUUUAACUGUAGGAUGGGUAGGCAAGAAAUGUUUUUGGAACAUGUAGAUUUAUAUUUUUAAAAAAACCUUACCAGUCAAACAGCAGUGGCUUAGUUCAACAAUUCAAUUUUUGGUGAAGUUCUAUGGUAUUUACCUUUUAUCUUUGAAACACAAGUGCUUAUUUCAGAUAGGAUUUUGAGAAGUUAGAUUUCCUAAAGGUCUUUCCAAAAUGUAGAAACUCCAAUUUUUAUAUAGUAUAUAAUUUUAAUUGUUAAAUAUUCUGUGAGAGUACAUACCAACAGAACCGCAUGAUUGUUAGGUAAACAUCUCAGGCUAAAUUUACAGAAUAGAGUAUAAAUCAGUGUGGCCUCUUGAUACUCAAGAGAUGUGGGUAAUCAUUAGCCGUAUGAGGCUGUUGCCAGUGUAAAAUACAUACUGUUUUAGAGUAAAUUUGUUUUAAGAGCAUUUUAAAAGGAGAAAAAGGUAUAGUAAAUACAUAAAUCAGUAACAUACUUAUUACUAUUAAACUAUACAUAAUUGUAUUUGCUAUACUUUAAAACUGGUGGUACAGAUUUGUUUUUGCUAGUAGCAUCACUACACACCAAUAAUGUUUGGCUGUGACAAUACAAAAGCCAUGCCACUUUUUAACUCCAUUACAAUCUUAUGAGAUCACCUUGGAAUACAUGUGGUCCAUCACUGCCUGAAAUGCCAUUAUACAGCAUAUGACUAUAUGAUUAAAAAAAGAAACUACAGUGGAGAUAAAGACAAAGCUUUAAACUACAGAAUUCUUCUAAUGUUAGAUGAACUCAAUACUUAACAAUUUUGGCAUAGGCUCUGCUUUUUUUCUUCCCCCAUGGAGACCUUCUAAUUGUUACAGUAAAAUUUAAAUCAUUAAUGUCUAAUAAAGUGUUUUUCAUCA